Messenger RNA from Fusarium pseudograminearum CS3096, 4935 nucleotides. RefSeq lists its product as uncharacterized. The transcript has a single exon. The record is from RefSeq and is a predicted model, not a curated record. Bases 1 to 4935 code for a protein of 1644 amino acids. Lineage: Eukaryota; Fungi; Ascomycota; Sordariomycetes; Hypocreales; Nectriaceae.
AUGCAUUUCAUCAAGACAGUUGUUCUUGGCAUGUCCAUCGCCGCUGUUAACGCAGCGGCGUUGCCUGCUGGAGAACCUGAUGCAGUUAACUGCAAGGUCUCUGGCGAGGGCUGUGAGGUUCACGGAGCUUCUUAUGGCGACACGCUGAGACGCAUCCUCAAGAAGAGGGCCACCACUACAGUCAAGAAGCCUGCUACUACAAGCAAGAAGCCAACAACCACCGCAAAGGCCGCCAGCACUACAAAGGCUGCCGCUAAGCCUACAACUACUGCAAAGGCCGCCUCUACUACCAACAAGGCCGCUUCUACUGCUAAGCCUGCUUCUACUACUAAGCCAACAACCACCGCAAAGCCUGCUAGCACCACCAAGCCCACCAGCUCUACCAAGCCUGUCAGCACCACCAAGCCUGUGACCACCAGCAAGGCUGCUUCUACUACCAACAAGGCUGCCUCUACUACCAAGCCUAGCUCUACCACCAAGCCUAGCUCCACCACCAAGCCUUCUUCCACCACCAAGCCUUCCUCCACCACCAAGCCCACUUCUUCUACAACCACAGCCAAGCCUACAUCCACCACCAAGUCUACUUCUACUACCUCUACUACCUCCAGUGCUAAGCCCACCUCCACUACCAAGGCUUCCUCUACUGUAGCUCCUCCCAAGGCUUCAACCACAACCAUCCCUCCUUCCUCUGCUAAGCCCGGCACUACCACUACCACUUCAACCAAGCCCACCACUACUAUCAUCACUGCUGUCAAGCCUACAACCACUGCUCCUUCCAGCACAGUCAAGGCAUCCACUACAUCUACCACUUCAACCUCAUCAACAUCAUCCAAGGCUAGCACUACCACCACAAGCACUUCUGCUUCCGUCCCAAGCACCUCUACCAAGGCUAGCACUUCCACAACAAGCACAUCCGCUUCCGCCCCAAGCAGCUCCACCAAGGCUAGCACAACCUCAGGCUCAAGCUCAAGCUCAGCCGCCGCUGCUUCCAACCCUGCAUCCAGCACUGUCAUCUCUUCAUCUCUGAGCAUCCCCAGUACAACUCUGGCUACUUCCACCAAGCCUGCAGUUGUAUCUUCCACUUCUGCUCAGGUCGAUGGUGUCAGUGCUAGUACUUCUGCUCCUGCUGAGGGUGCGAACACCAGCACUUCUGCUCAGGUCCAAGGCGUCAGUGCCAGCAGUUCCGCUCAGGCUGAUGGUGUCAAUGCAAGUACUUCUACCCAAGCCGAGAGUGUCGGUACCAGCACUUCUGCUCCAGUCGACGGUGCUAAGACCACUACCUCUGCUCAGGUUGAUGAUGGGCAGACUGCCACUUCUGGAAGUUCCGCAGUUGGUCCCACUUCAAGUGACGACGAUGAGGUAACCACUUCCGCUUCCACUGUCAGCAGUGAGGAGAGUGAUGCUCCUGAGUCGGUGGACCCCAUCUCUACCACCACGGCUGGUGAUGAAAAGACCACUUCCGCUUCCAAGGUUGAUGAGCCCACAACAUCAGAUAGCCUGACCACCACAUCUGUCACGGAUGAUGAGGGCUCAAGCUCUGCACCUACUGGCCAGACUACUGCAUCUGUAACCUUUGUGGAACCCAACACCAAGGUAGUCUCUGAUGAGUCCACUGCCACAUCUGUUGCUUCUGAUGAUGGAGAGACCAACACGUCCAACUCUUCUGUCGACCAAGAACCUACCAAGGCUUCUUCAGUUGAUGAUCAACCAACGGGUACUUCCUCAGUUGAUGACCAGCCAACAGGCGCUUCAUUAGUUGACGAUCAGCCUACGGGUGCUUCUUCCGUUGAUGAUCAGCCUACAGUUGUUUCUUCAGGAGAAGUUGGCCCUACAGAUGUUUCUUCAGCUGGUGAUAAGUUCACUUCAAUUGUUUCUGAUGAUGGAGAGGGCCCUACUACCACUGCCAAGGAGUCUGCUAGUGAUCCCACUACCACCUCUGCAGCUGAUGAUGGUGAUCUCACUUCCUCUGCUGCUCCAGAGCCCACUGUCACAGACGAUGGCGAUGUUACUUCUUCUGCUGCUCCAGAGCCCUCUGUCACCGAUGAUCAGCCCGCAAGCGACCCCACUACCUCUGCUGUCAAUCAGUCCACUGCUACAGACGACGCGGAGCCUACUAUUGCCACCGACAAGGAUUCCUCUGCGACAGUCGUUGAGCCUGCCGGUGGCGCUACUACAACUGCUGAUAACCAGUCUACUGUUACAGACGUUGAUGCGCCUACUUCUUCUGCUGUCAAGGAGUCAUCUGCCACGGCUGAUGAGCCCGCUAGUGACCCUACUACCACUGAGAUCUCUGAGCCCGCCAGCGAUCCCACUACAACUGAGGUCUCUGAGCCUGCUGGUGUAACCACUACCUCCAAUGCCGCAGUUGAUUCUUCUGGAGAGUCUUCCGCUGCUGAUAACGGCCCCACUACUUCUUCUGAUGCCGAGCCUACUUCCUCUGCUGUCAACGAGCCCUCUGCCACAGCCGACGAGUCCACCAGUGUACCUGCCACCACAUCUGUGGUCUUUGAGGAGCCUAACACCAAGGUGGCUUCAGAUGCAGCUACUUCAGAUACAGCUACUUCAGACGCAGCUGCUCCUACAUCGGACGCGUCUUCCGGAGAGACCUCCGCUGCUGGUGAAGAGUCUUUUGUCUCUACUGUCAAUGGGGCAUCUGCUACACUCAGUGAGCCUGCUGUCGACCCUACUACCACCAUGGUAGCAGUUGAUCCUUCUGAGGAAUCUUCUACUGCUGCAGGAGAUCCCAGUACCACAGUUGAGUCUAGCAGUGGACCUACUACUUCUGCUGAGCCUGUUGUUACAUCUGACGAGCCUGCCAGUGGCCCUACUACAUCUGCGGUCAAGGAGCCUGCCGUUACAUCUGAUCAGCCUGCCAGCGAUCCUACCACAUCUGCGGUCGAACCUGCUGUCACAUCUGACGAGCCUGCCGUUACAUCUGACGAGCCUGCCAGUGACCCUACUACAUCUGCGGUCAAGGAGCCUGCUGUCACAUCUGAUGAGCCCUCCAGUGUGCCCACUACAUCUGCUGUCUUUGAGGACCCCAACACCAAGGUAGCUUCAGACGCAGGUACUCCUUCAUCUGACGCUUCUUCUGGCGAGACUACCGCUGCUGGUGAGCUUAGCACUGCACCUGCUUCCUCUGCCAAUGAUGAGCCCAGUACCACAGUUGUUGAUCCCAACACUGCACCUACUACCUCUGCUGGUCAGGAGCCUGUUGUUACAUCUGAUGCGCCUGUCGUUGACCCUACCACAUCUGCAGUCAACGACGCGUCUGUCUCAGCCGAAGAGCCCGCUAGUCAGCCUACUACAUCUGUUGUCUUUGAGGACCCCAACACCAAGGUUGUCUCAGAUGCUUCUACUCCUACAUCGGAUGCUUCUUCUGGUCAGACUACUGCUGCCGAUCAGGAGCCCAGUGGCACAGUUGUCGAGCCCAGCACUGUACCUACUACCUCCGCUGGUCAGGAGCCUGUUGUUACAUCUGAUACACCUGCCACUGAUCCCACUACCUCUAAUGCAGCUGUUGAUCCUUCCGUCGAGACCUCCGCCGCUGCUGGAGAGCCCAGCACUGUACCUACUACCUCCGCUGGCCAGGAGCCUGCUGUUACAUCUGAUACGCCUGUCACUGAUCCCACCACCUCCGCCGCUGCUGGAGAGCCUAGUGGAACCGUCGUCGAGCCUGCCAGUGGGCUUUCUACCUCUCAGGCUGAUGAGCCUUCUAGCGAGCCUGCCGCCUCUUCUGAUGCCGAGCCUACUGCUACUCCUCCCCCCACAACUCUGAUCACAAUGGUGAAGCCUUCUGUUACAUCAUCUGACGCUGCUGAGGAGAGCUCUGCCCCCGCUGCUUCUGACCCAGUUAUUGAGCCACCCGUCUCUACUGCUGGUCAAGAACCUGCCAGUGACCCUACCACCACCGCCAAUGCCGCUGACCCUGUUGAGACCACUUCUGCUGCUGUUGUUGACCCGACUACCUCAGCUGCUGCUGUUGACCCGACAUCCGAGCCUGCAUCCAACCCCACUACUUCUGCUGCAGUUGUCGUGGAGCCAGCCAGUGAUCCUACCACCACUGCUGAUCCUGUUGUGGUGACCACUUCUUCUGCUGCUGGAGAGCCUGCAUCCGAUCCUACUACUUCUGCCGCUGUUGUCGUGGAGCCAGCCAGUGAUCCUACCACCACUGCCGAUCCCGUUGUUGACCCAACUACCUCAGCCGCCGCUGUUGUCGUGGAGCCAGCCAGUGAUCCUACCACCACUGCCGAUCCCGUUGUUGACCCAACUACCUCAGCCGCCGCUGUUGACCCAACUACUUCUGCUGCUGCUGUUGAGGAACCAGCCAGUGAUCCCACUACUACUGCUAAGGCUGCUGAUCCUGUUGUCGACACUACUUCUGCUGCUGCUGCUGCUGCUGACCCAACUACAUCGGCCGCUGUUGUUGAGGAGCCCGCUUCUGGUCCCACUACUACUGCCAAUGCUGCUGAUCCUAUCGAGCCAACAACUUCUGCUGCUGCUGUCGUGGAGCCUACCAAGUCUGUUGCUGAUGAGCCCGCCUCUCAACCUACUACUACAGUCGUUGACGAACCCUCCUCUCAGCCCUCAACUCCAGCCGACUCUGGUUCAUCCGGCUCUUCAGACUCUUCUGGCUCUUCCGGUUCUGGUUCAUCUGAUGAGCCCUCUUCUGAGCCCUCGACUCCUGCUGACUCUGGCUCAUCUGGCUCUUCAGGCUCAUCUGGUUCAUCUGAGCCUGCCUCUCAGCCCUCGACCCCAGCUGACUCUGGCUCAUCCGACUCUGGCUCAUCCGGCUCGUCUGGCUCUUCCGGUUCAUCUGACGAGCCUGCUUCGCAGCCCUCUACUCCAGCUGACUCUGGCUCAUCCGGCUCGUCUGGCUCGUCUGGCUCGUCUGGUUCAUCCGAUGAGCCAUCCAGCGGCUCUGGCAGUCCUUAA